Messenger RNA from Doryrhamphus excisus (bluestripe pipefish), 1110 nucleotides. The record is from RefSeq and is a predicted model, not a curated record. Lineage: Eukaryota; Metazoa; Chordata; Actinopteri; Syngnathiformes; Syngnathidae.
GUCAGCCUGUGGUCAUUGUGGUCCUUGAAGGCAUCAGACAAGUAAUUUUUUAAAAAACGUUUUUCUUAAAUGUAAUUCCUUCCCACCUCCACAAAAAAAAAAUGCCUCCUAAAAAGAAUUCACCUGAGAAAGCCUCUUCCGGUAAUGCGCCGGUGCUCAAAAAAAUGGGUCCUGCAUCUGUACGCAAGAUGUCAACGCAUCCUCCAACACUCAUCAUGGUGAGAGAGGCGCUCAUCGAACUGGACUCCAGAAAGGGGGUCUCGUUGCUGGCCAUUCAGAACUUUAUCAAGCGCAAUUACCCGUCGGUGGAUCAUAUCCGGGUCAAGCACUUUGUCCGCAGAGCCAUCAAGAAAGGCCUGGAAAUGGGCAUCUUGGUGAGGCCGGCCCACGCCACAGUCGCCGUAGGCGUCAUGGGCAGAUUUCGGCUUGCCCCAAAGACCAAAGACUCGAAACCCAAAGAGCCCAAAGCGAAAGGCGAGAAUGUGGAUCCAAACGUGCAGAAAGCUCCUAAAGCAGCAAAGGAGGACAGCAAGAAGAUGACCGCUAAUGGUGCCAUAAAGAAGUCUGCUGCUGCAAAUAAACCAAAGAAAGAGGAGUCAAAGGUUCGCAAAAGGUCAAAGGAAGAUGAUGUGCUCCCAGCCACCAAGGUGGUGCCGGCCAAGAAGCCCAAAGCUAAAAAAGCCAUAAACAAGGAAGAUGAUGAAGAGGCUGCAUCUUCUGUGAAGGCCAAAGCGAAGCCCAAGGAGACUAAGAUGAAGGAGCCCAAGGAGACCAAGACGAAGGAGACCAAGGAGCCGAAGGAGGCUAAGACGAAGGAGACCAAGGAGCCCAAGGAGCCCAAGGAGCCCAAGACGGCCAAGACCAAGGAGCCCAAGGAGGCCAAGACGAAGGAGCCCAAGGAGACCAAGGAGCCUAAGGAGGCUAAGACGAAGGAGCCCAAAGAGUCCAAGCCUAAGCAGGUGAAAGAGUCCAAGGCAGUAAAGGGUAAAGCUGCCAAAGUGUCCAAGGAUCCUGAACCAAAAGCCCCUGCUAAAAGAGGAAGGAAAAAGAAUGCGGAGUGAAGAUAUUUAAACUAAAAUUUUUUUCUAAUAAAAUUCACUUUUUUGUAAA